ACAAUAGCAUUCGCUGUAAAAUAUUUAAAUUAAAAUAGGCCAUGAAGACUUGCGAACUUCAAUUAAUUUAAAGUAAUUAUCUCCCACUCAGGUCACUCAAACAUAAUUUAUAAACGUUUUUCAAUACGUGCAAAGCCCAAUCAAAAAGCGUAAAGGUCAAGAAACGUCGCGCAUUAACAAGCAUAUUUACUAAACAAAUGUGAGACUAGCUUUGAAGCGGGUGUGGUGUCGAGAAGAAACACAUCACAUUGUUGUGAUUAAUAUUGUCAAUGCAUGCAUGUACCUGCUUGCAUAUGUAUACACAUUGGAAUAUUGAGAAUUCAGCAGAUGUAAUAAUACCGUUACACAUUACACCAAUGCCAAAGGAAAACGACAACACUAUAUCACGUCAACUACAACAACUAAUUUGUAUACAACUUAUAUGUUGAAGUAAAUUGCAGCCACUUCUGCAGAAAUAGAGAGAGGAGCCAGUAAAGUUCGUAUAGACACCGUUGGGCAAGAAAACAGCUGAUCAGCCACUUGCGUUAUUAAAAAGAAGAAGAAAUAUCACCGGCAAAUAAAUACACUCAUAAAACUGUUAUAUACCUGUUAGCACAUCUAUUAGCAGGCAAUACGUAUAAUAGAGAAGAGACAACCACGAAUGUUAUAAUGUCAACAUACGGUGCAUCAUAUAAUAAUGGCAACAGUGCUAAUACCGAAAAGUUACGCAUGCACAGCACAAACAACAGCUUCUGUACCGUUCAACAGACAAAAGCGAACAUGAAAUCUAACAGCUCGAGAAACAUGAGCGGCACGAAUUUGCUGCAAUUCCUGGCCAUAGUGUUAGCCUGCGUGGUUUGUUACUGGAAUAGCGCGCAAUGUGAACUAGUAUUUGAUGAUAUUAGCGCCGUACGCGACAACAAGGAUUUGCGUCCGUACACACCAAUUCGUAACAUUUUUCUCAACGAUUUCUGGGGCACACCAAUGCGCAAAGAACAAUCGCACAAAUCGUAUCGGCCUCUCACAGUGCUCACUUUUCGCUUCAACUAUUGGCUGCAUGAGCUACAGCCAUACGGCUAUCACAUUGUAAACAUCCUGUUACACAUUGUGGUGUGUCUGUUAUGGCGCCGUGUGUGUAGAGUAUGCCUGUUGCAUUGCGCCUGCGCUGGGGGAGAGUCUGCUAUCGCUCUGCGUUGUAAUGUGUUGUGUAUAAACACUUGUAGCUUCUUGGCGGCACUGCUGUUUGCAGUGCAUCCCAUACACACAGAAGCUGUUACCGGUGUAGUGGGACGUGCCGAGCUACUCUCUUCCAUAUUUUUUCUGGGUGCAUUUCUCUCGUAUGCAAGCGCCAUUGAAGUGUCGGUUACCGCCAAUCGUCGUCAUUUACAACAGCAACCUCUGCAUAAAAAUAUACGCACUCGAUGGUCGGUGUUAUGUUGCAAUUUUUGUAGUUGCUUAGUGGCUUCCAUGCUGUGCAAGGAGCAAGGCAUCACCAUAGCGGGUAUUUGUGCUGCAUACGAAUUGUUCGUUAUACAGCAGGUGCAUCCACGUGAACUCUGGUUAUGUGUGCAACGUUUAUUCGAAGAUAGAACGCGUAUUUGGUCACCGCAACAUGCAGCUAAAAGCGCAGUAGAUUCAUCAGCCAGUGCGUUGCCAUCGGCCGACGAGAACAAUCGUUCAAGUAUUAACGGCAUUUGGAAUGGAAGUUUGGUGCGCCGCUUGUCGUUUCUCGUUUGUAUUACGGUUGGCCUUUUGAUUGGACGAGUUUACGUGAUGGGCUCGCAACUACCGGUCUUCACGCGAUUCGAUAACCCAGCUUCGGCAGCGGCGACACCAUCGCGGCAGCUCACCUAUAGUUAUCUUAUUUACUUGAAUUUAUGGCUUAUGUUCUUUCCCUGUGACUUGUGCUGCGAUUGGACAAUGGGUACUAUUACUUUGAUCGAAGGCUUUAGCGAUGUACGCAAUUUGGCCACUCUUGCCGCCUUCGCUUCGCUGGCCGCCAUAAUGUGGCACGCAUGCACAACUCGUAAUUUAACUCGAUCCCGCGUGCUGCUGAUGAGUCUCGCUUGGCUGGCAUUGCCAUUUGUGCCCGCCUCCAAUCUCUUCUUUCCGGUUGGGUUUGUAGUGGCCGAACGAAUACUCUAUAUGCCCUCUAUGGGCUAUUGCCUAUUUGUGGCAUAUGGCUACGUGCAAUUGGAGGAAUAUCUUCGAAGCAAAAUGGUUCUACGCCGUUUGAUGCAAUUAUCACUUGCUUUAUUGUUGCUCACACAUGCGCUGAAGACGCAUCAACGUAAUGAGGAUUGGCGCACAGAGUACAGACUGUUCAUGUCUGGCGUACAUGUGAAUGGCCGUAAUGCAAAACUCUUCAACAACGUCGGCCAUGCACUUGAAAAUGAGCAACGUUACGCGGAGGCCUUGUUAUAUUUCCAGCAGGCUGUAAAAAUACAACCGGACGAUAUUGGAGCGCACAUCAAUGUUGGACGUACCUACAAUAAUAUGCAACAGUACGAUCAAGCGGAGUUGGCGUAUCAAAGGGCCAAGGCUUUGUUUCCCCAGGUGAAACCCGGUGAAAGCUAUCAAGCGCGCAUAGCACCCAACCAUCUGAAUGUGUUUAUUAAUCUAGCGCAACUGAUAGCGCGCAAUCGUACGCGACUUGAAGAGGCUGACCUUUUAUAUCGGCAAGCGAUCAGUAUGCGUGCUGACUAUGUCCAAGCGUAUAUAAACCGCGGCGACAUAUUGAUGAAACUAAAUCGCACCACACAAGCGCAAGAAGUCUACGAAAAGGCACUAUUGUAUGAUAGUGAGAAUGCUGAUAUCUAUUAUAAUUUGGGUGUGGUAUUUUUGGAGCAGGGAAAAAGUGCGCAGGCGCACGUCUACUUCAAUAAAGCCAUCGAAUUGUACCCGGAACAUGAACAGGCAUUACUAAAUUCCGCCAUUCUACUACAGGAGCACGGCGGUGCUGAAGCGCGUGAAUUGUCGCGUGUGCGUCUCUUUAAGGUUCUAAACAAGGAUGCGAACAACGAGAAGGUCUACUUCAAUUUGGGCAUGCUGGCCAUGGACGAAUCGAAUUUCGAAGAAGCGGAACAAUUCUUUAAGCGCGCAAUACAUCUGCGUGCCGACUUUCGCAGUGCGCUCUUCAAUUUGGCGUUACUGUUAGCCGAUGCAAAUCGGGCGUUGGACGCAGUACCGUACCUGAAUCAGCUAAUACGUCAUCAUCCUGAACAUAUUAAAGGUUUAAUCUUACUCGGUGAUAUUUAUAUAAAUCACAUGAAGGAUCUAGAUGCGGCUGAGCAAUGCUAUCGGAGUAUACUUACUUAUGAGCCGCACAACAUACAGGGUCUGCACAAUUUGUGCGUAGUAUUUGUGGAGCGCAAAAGGUUGGCGCGUGCCAAUGCGUGUCUUCGUUAUGCACAUCAUUUGGCACCGCAUGAGGAUUAUAUUCUGCGUCAUUGGCAAAUUGUACAGCAACGCUUACAGAAGAUAUCAAAGUUACCUGAAACGUCGCUGGAGCGACAAAUUGCCUAUGUUGACUAUGAGCCUGACGAGUUUAAAGUCAUAGCAACGAAAGUGGACAGAAAGGAACAUACAAGCUUAGAGCAAGAAAAACAGCAACAGAAACAACAACAUCGGUAGGAGCAAACAGGAAAUAAUUAAUAUAUAAAUAUGAAGACAUACUGAGUAAGUUUGAACAACAUUUGUUGACAAUGUGAAAAAAUCUAGCAAUUAAGGGAUAGAAUCUAGCAAUUAAGAGAAGAUGGUACUUAAAUGUAAAUAUAAGCUCAAGCUGAGUGUAUGCGUCGUUGAAGAAUUGAAGACCAAGUAAACUGUUUACAAAACAAAUGAAAUAUUAACUACGGUAAACUUUGUUCAUCACCAUCAUUUUGUAGACUCUAAAAUCACGUACAUCCGUCACUAAUAUUCUAUUUUUAAAUUGUAUGUGAAUCCUUACUGUGCUGAUAGAGCGCACCAGUUGAUUACAUACUAUACUUCUCUAAGUUUUCUAUAACUGCGAUGUCGGUUCUAGUUGUAACAGCAUAAAGGGUUUUCCAUAAAUUUCGGGGAAAAAACUGCAGGAGUCUAAGUUCUUGGCCGUAUAUAAAUCUCAGCUGUAUGAACAAUCGGUUAUCCCAUGAAAACCAAACUCGUAUAUCCGGUCAAGGACUCUAGUUUUACAGCUGCAUUCUCCAAAAUGGUAUAAAGGUGUUAUAACAACAAAAAGAAUAGGAACAGUUUUAUGAUGCGGUAGCAGCUGUGAUUAGCUUGAAAUUACCUUAGGCUGCAAGUUAUCGAUACGAAGAUCCAAAUCCAGGGGAUGGAUUCCGUUUCACCAAUAGCAUGUUUUCCAACGUUUCUUCGCUUAACAGAUUUUUGCUCUCAGUUAAUAUGAUUUUAAAAUUUUUUUGUCACCUUAAAUCAAAUAAAUCUUUUAUCCGUACUAUUUAUUUAUUAAUUAUUUAAAAACAUUUCAUUGUGGUUUCAAGGCUUUUACGAUGUUAUUUAUUUAUUUAGUUUAUGAACACAUAUUUCUUACAGACUAUUUGUAUAUCGACCAUUUUUUUUUACUUCGGUUGCAAAAUCAUUUAAGUGCAGACUUGGAAGGAAGUAGACCGCAGAAACUACAAAAUUCGGCUUUAGAUUAACCAUUUCUGCAACAAUUAUAUCAAGAUUAGAAGAGAACGUAAUGCUCAUGAAUUGAAUUUGUUUUUUUCACGGCUAUGGAUACAUCCCCAUAGCCAUCUGGCCUAUUUUUUAUCAUAUUAAAGUUAAUAAAUUUCCUACAUUUAUUUUCAUCAUUGAGUUGUACCACGCCAGGGCUGCGCCUUUUAGCUUGGUGUGAAUAACGACUCCUAGCACAGCGUAGUUUAUUUGUACUACCUCGGGCAAAUGCAGCAACUAAUUAUGCCAGGCUUUGGACCCGUAGCCGCCAUCGUACACAGGUAUU
Messenger RNA from Anastrepha obliqua, 4921 nucleotides. It is a transcript of the gene Tmtc3, whose product is annotated as protein O-mannosyl-transferase Tmtc3. The record is from RefSeq and is a predicted model, not a curated record. Lineage: Eukaryota; Metazoa; Arthropoda; Insecta; Diptera; Tephritidae. The transcript has 3 exons. Gene Ontology annotation, biological process: protein O-linked glycosylation via mannose. Gene Ontology annotation, cellular component: endoplasmic reticulum. Gene Ontology annotation, molecular function: mannosyltransferase activity; protein binding. Bases 649 to 3612 code for a protein of 987 amino acids.